AUGGUAGCCUGCAGAAAUGAGUCGGCUGCCUCUGGGAUCGUACUUAAUGUCUUCUGUGUUUCUCUCCCAUCCAUACGGCCUGGCUCACAGACUCCUGCAGCCGUCUACCUCACUAAUCAGCCAAUCAUGAUGACCAUGGCACCCAUGCCUUUCCCUUCCCCGCAGGCUGCACAGUACUACAUCCUACAGGUUUCUCCUAGUCCUCUUUACUGGCACUAUCACCACAGUCAACCCUAUGUGGGACCUCCUCAGCCGUAUUCUGUUCAGCCCCCAGGGUCUGGCACCUUCUAUACUGGUCCUGGGCCAGGUGAGUACCCUGCCCCAUAUCAUCCCCUCAGGUACCAACCACCUGUCUGGCCCUGUGGCCCUGCUCCCGUUCCCACAGUGGGCCCACCUUACUACCCAGGACAGACUGUGUACCCCCCAUCAACCCCCAUCAUAGUGCCUACACCACAGCAACCUCCACCAGCCAUGCGUGAGAAGAAAACGUUCAGUUCAAUCUGUAUCCGGGACCCCAAUCAGGGUGGCAGAGACAUCACAGAGGAGAUCAUGGCAGGGGGUUCAGGGAGCAGGAAUUCAACGUCUCCUGUAGGUCACCCCUCCUCUACCCCCACCCCACCACAGUUUUUAUGGCCGCACCCUCAUUAUCCUCACAUUUUCUACCUCAAAUCGCAGCAGCUGAGCAGCAUCCAGACUCCAGAGCCAUCGCAGCCGCAGCCGCAGCCUCCUCAACCACAGCAGGCCCACCCUGGAGGCUACACCUUGGAGUCCCUGCAGCCCCAACAGCCGCAGCAGCCGUUGACAACAGGGGCCUCCGACACCAAACCAGGGCCAGAUGAUGCGCCAAAACUGCAGCCAGUUGUCCAGAAGUCUUCCUCACCUGGGCUUGUGCAGCCUGAAGCCCCCGUGGAGAGACCGGAGGCCAACACACCUGAAACUGAGCCCACUCCUCCUGCAAGUGAACCGGAGCUCCCCCCCCCCGCCUCACUCAGCACCCCUGUCAAUCUCCCACUUACAGCGGCCAACUCAAGUGAACGUCCCUCAGCCAGGGAGGAGUCAGCCUCUUCUCACUUGUCCUCAGUCGGGGAGCAGAAACCCUCUUUGGCGCCACCUCAGCCUCCCAACACAGACAAGCCUCUCUUAGACGCCCCAAGAACUCUGGCUGCCUUGUCUGUAGCAGCCCCCAAGGCUUUGAACGGCCUUGCAGAGUCCGGGACUGAGCUGGAGACAGCGGCCCAUGAGCCUUCUCUUAUGCCCCCUGCUGCACUCCAGCCCCAGGCCUCUAGUCCUGCUUACCGAGAAGCCUCCUCUGAAACUUUGCCUUCUGACAUGAGGCCACAGGUUCCCACUGCUGCUGCGCUGGCCCCUAUGGCUCCUGUGGCUGUGGUGCCAGUUACCCUGAGCUCGAGCCCGGCCCCAGCUUUGCCUGUCAUGCUUCCCCCUGGCCUUCCGCCUCUAGUGCAGGCCACGACAGAGGCUGACGAGCCGAGCAAAUCCAUAGACACUAAAGACCUUGUACCCGGAGCAGGGACGGAGGCACAAGGUGGCAUUACUGACAGCAAGACAGAGUCCCAGCAUCCAGCACUCAUCAGGAAUAGCCCCACAACAGAUGAUGCGCCAAAACUGCAGCCAGUUGUCCAGAAGUCUUCCUCACCUGGGCUUGUGCAGCCUGAAGCCCCCGUGGAGAGACCGGAGGCCAACACACCUGAAACUGAGCCCACUCCUCCUGCAAGUGAACGUCCCUCAGCCGGGGAGUCAGCCUCUUCUCACUUGUCCUCAGUCGGGGAGCAGAAACCCUCUUUGGCGCCACCUCAGCCUCCCAACACAGACAAGCCUCUCUUAGACGCCCCAAGAACUCUGGCUGCCUUGUCUGUAGCAGCCCCCAAGGCUUUGAAUGGCCUUGUAGAGUCCGGGACUGAGCUGGAGACAGCGGCCCAUGAGCCUUCUCUUAUGCCCCCUGCUGCACUCCAGCCCCAGGCCUCUAGUCCUGCUUACCGAGAAGCCUCCUCUGAAACUUUGCCUUCUGACAUGAGGCCACAGGUUCCCAUUGCUGCUGCGCUGGCCCCUAUGGCUCCUGUGGCUGUGGUGCCAGUUACCCUGAGCUCGAGCCCGGCCCCAGCUUUGCCCGUCAUGCUUCCCCCUGGCCUUCCGCCUCUAGUGCAGGCCACAACAGAGGCUGACGAGCCGAGCAAAUCCAUAGACACUAAAGACCUUGUACCCGGAGCAGGGACGGAGAUGUCAGUGGAUCAACCUGCUGGAGACAGCGACAGCGGAGCCACCCCUGGGGACAAGGAGAAUUCCACAGGAGCUCCACAGGAUAGAAAAGACCUGGCCAAUCCCAGUGGGCCGCUUCAGUAUGACAGGGAUUUCCUGUUGAGCUUCCAGUUCAAGCCUGCCUGCACACAGAAGCCUGAGGGACACCCUGUAAUCCCUGGCGUGGUGCUAGACCAGAUGAACCAAAACAAGUUGCCAUCUCGAGUCGUGGAUUCUCGGGUGAUUUCGAGAGGACCUGAUUUCACACCUGCCUCUGCAGAUUUUGGCAGACAGAAGAAGAAAGGACGAGGCGCUCCACUUAAAAACAUUGGGGCGCAGCAACCACGACCCAGGAGGAUCAUCACCCUGUCUAUGCACGACGAUGUUCAGCCGAAGAAAUCAGAGAAUGCCUGGAAAGCAGGCAUGAAGAGGAAAAGCCUCCCAGCGGAAUUAGAGUCACAGAGAACACAGGACCUGUUCAAGAAGGUCCGCAGUAUACUGAACAAGCUGACACCUGACAACUUCAAGCAGCUGAUGAAGCAGGUGACGGACUGGACCAUCGAGACGGAGGAGCGGCUCAAAGGAGUCAUUGACCUGGUGUUUGAAAAAGCCAUCACCGAGCCCAACUUCUCGGUGGCCUACGGGAACAUGUGCCACUGCCUCGCCACGAUCAAAGUGCCCACAACUGACGAACCCAACAACACAGUGAACUUUCGCAAGCUGCUGCUAAUCCGCUGUCAGCAGGAGUUUAAGAAAGACAAGGUGGACGAUGUGGUGUUGGAGAGGAAGCAGAAGGAGCUGGAAUCUGCUGUAUCGGUAAGUACGGAGCGUGACCGUCUUCAGCUAGAGCUGCAGGAGGCCAAGAUGAUCCGGCGGCGUUCCAUCGGCAACAUCAAGUUCAUCGGCGAACUCUUCAAGCUCAAGAUGUUAACGGAGACCAUCAUGCAUGAAUGCGUGGUCAAGCUGCUGAAGAACCACGACCAAGAGUCUUUAGAGUGUCUGUGCACACUCCUCACCACCAUCGGCAAGGAGCUUGACUUUGAGCAGGCCAAGCCUCGGAUGGAUCAGUAUAUAAACCAGAUGGAAAAAAUCAUCAAAGACGAGAAGACAUUGACCCGGAUAAAAUUCAUGUUACGGAGCAUUAUAGAACUGAGAUUGCACAACUGGGUGCCUAGAAAACCAGACCAGGGUCCAAAAACCAUAGACCAGAUCCAUCAAAUGGCAAUGAUUGAAGAGCAGGAAGAAAACAGAAGAGUGCAGCAGCUACUGCUCUCUAUGAACAACCAGAGAGGGCCAGAUCAGACAGAUCAGCGCGUAGAGAGAGAGGAGACCUGGAACACUGUGCCCAUGACGAAGAUCCCAAAGAUCUCCAAGCCUCAAAUGGACGAGAACAUCCACUUGGUCCCCUGGGCUCAAGUCACAUGGGUGAAGGGCAGCAGUGGAGGAGCCAAGCCCAGUGAACUAUCACGCACAAUGGGCCCUAACCGUUUCUCAGCGCUGCAGUUCACCCCCUCACCUCAACCCUCCACCACUCCUCAACCUGAGGUCCCAGACUCUGGACCAGAGGUCGAGGACCCAGAGCCCAUGGUCCCAGACCUCAGCAUUUUAGGAGGAGCGACACGAAAAAAAACCAGGAAAGGAAGAAAAAAGUGA
Hippoglossus stenolepis (Pacific halibut) is the source of this 3906-nucleotide messenger RNA. Its product is annotated as eukaryotic translation initiation factor 4 gamma 3-like. Bases 1 to 3906 code for a protein of 1301 amino acids. Gene Ontology annotation, molecular function: mRNA binding; translation initiation factor activity; protein binding. The record is from RefSeq and is a predicted model, not a curated record. NCBI's taxonomy places the organism in Eukaryota, Metazoa, Chordata, Actinopteri, Pleuronectiformes, Pleuronectidae. The transcript is spliced from 21 exons. Gene Ontology annotation, cellular component: eukaryotic translation initiation factor 4F complex.